GUGGCCCGCACGGGGCUGGGUCCCGAUGGCUACGUGGAGGCGGGAUGGCCGGCUAACCGGCAGCCAGCGGCUGCUGUGUGCAGGGCUGGCGGGGGCGUUCAGCCUCAGCCUCACGGCGCCCCUGGAGCUCGCCACCGUGCUGGCCCAGGUCGGCGUGGCGCGAGGCCACGCCCAGGGGCUGUGGGCCACUGGACGCCGAGUGUGGCUAGCCGAGGGGCCGAGGGCCCUGUGGAAGGGGAAUGGCGUGGCGUGCCUGCGCCUCUUCCCCUGCAGCAUGGUGCAGCUGGCUGCCUACCGAAAGUUUGUUGUGCUGUUCAUGGAUGACUUGGGCCGUAUUUCCCAGUGGAGCUCCAUUGUGGCCGGAAGUCUCGCGGGCAUGGUCUCCAUGAUUGUCACCUACCCUACGGACCUCAUCAAAACCCGGUUGAUUGUGCAGAACAUGCUGGAACCAUCUUAUAGGGGGCUCAGCCAUGCUUUUUCUACUAUUUAUCACCAAGAAGGGUUUCUGGCCCUUUAUCGAGGAGUGUCCCUCACUGUUUUAGGCGCUGUUCCUUUCUCUGCUGGUUCCCUUCUAGUCUACAUGAACCUGGAGAAAAUCUGGAAUGGACCCCGGGACCGCUUCUCUCACCUGCAGAACUUUGCCAAUGUCUGCGUGGCUGCUGCUGUGAGCCAGACGCUUUCCUUCCCCUUUGACACCGUGAAGAGAAAGAUGCAGGCUCAGAGUCCUUAUCUUCCCCAUCAUGGAGGAGUAGAUGUCCAUUUCUCAGGAGCAGUGGACUGCUUCCGGCAGAUAGUGAAGACCCAAGGGGUCCUGGGCCUCUGGAGCGGACUGACAGCUAACUUACUGAAGGUAGUUCCAUAUUUUGGAGUUAUGUUUAGCAUGUUUGAGUUCUGUAAAAGAAUUUUUCUUUAUCAAAAUGGUUACAUCCUGUCCCCACUGACCUACAAAUUGACUCCAGGGGUAGACCAAAGUUUGAAGCCCCAGGAGUUACGGGAACUAAAGAAGUUCUUCAAGCCCAGAAAACUGGAAUCUAAAAAACCAACUCUGUGAAGCUGAAUGGACGGCGUGCAGCAGUCGCAAGUGACUAUGCCCUCCUAGCUGUGCACACCAGGAGGAAUGAGAGAGUCCUUCUGCCUGCUGCUCUUGGAGAUGUGGCCACGAGGCCAUACAUCACAUCAGAACCCUGAAUUUUCCCUGUGAAUACCUGUGCCUUGAGAAGCUUUUGCAAGACUGCUCUGUCACUUGGCGCCCCACCAGACUGUACGGAAGCCUAGUGGCAAUCAGAUGCGCAGGAUAUGGCAUCUUGCAGCUGAAGUAGCAGAGCAGAGACCAGGUCACGAGCCCAGUCACCAGAGUCCAGGUAGAGUAGUCCAAGUUUCUCUUAACUGUGACCUGUGGCUUCCCCAUAUAGACCUCCUUAAACUUAGACCUUUGUGGGCUUCUGAGAGCACAAAUUACCAUGUAGGUUAGGCCUUAGCAAA
This is a messenger RNA of Arvicola amphibius (Eurasian water vole), 1482 nucleotides long. RefSeq names its product solute carrier family 25 member 43 (gene Slc25a43). The transcript is spliced from 5 exons. Gene Ontology annotation, biological process: transmembrane transport. Bases 26 to 1051 code for a protein of 341 amino acids. Lineage: Eukaryota; Metazoa; Chordata; Mammalia; Rodentia; Cricetidae. The record is from RefSeq and is a predicted model, not a curated record.